Molecule: messenger RNA, 1077 nt
Organism: Micromonas commoda
Lineage: Eukaryota; Viridiplantae; Chlorophyta; Mamiellophyceae; Mamiellales; Mamiellaceae
Exons: 1
Coding region: 1-1077 (358 amino acids)
Source: RefSeq, a predicted model, not a curated record
AUGCCCGUCGCGGCGGCGAAGCGUCGGGGCAUCGCGCCCCUUUCGGCGGCCGCAUCGUCCGAGGCUGCGCACCUCGCGCGCGGCGGUGGUGACGAUGCGUCUCCCUCCGACGCCGACGCCGCCGCCGCCGCCGCUCGUCCCCGCAACGCGGACGCCUCGAACGCGCGAUGCUCCGUCGUGGUUCUCGACGGCGCUAACCUGGCGUGGACGUACAGCGCCUCCCUCUUCGCCAAGCUGGGCUGCCGCACCAGGCUGCCCCUGUCCCGCGGGGUGGUGCUCGCGAUGGAGUCGGAGGUUUGGAGGGAGCGAGGGGUGACGCCCGUGGCGUUCAUGCCCGCGUCGUACGUGGAGGGACCCCUGCACGGCCUCGCGGACGGCGGUGACCUGGACACCCUCGUCCCGGGCAACGUGCAGUACCUGGGCGACAGCAGGUGGAGGAACACGGUGCUGUGGGAGAUGGCGCGACGGGGCGCGUUGCGGACGGUGGACCGACCGGCGGGGGCGAGAGACUCGGACGAUAAAUCGAUCAUCGCGUACGCCAGGGAGGUGAACGGGAUGAUAUGCAGCAACGACAGGUACGAGGACCACUGCGUGGGAGCGCCGGGGGGCGGGGGUAAGGACCUGCGCCGGUGGCUGCGGCGUAACAGGCGCGGGUACGAGUUCCGGGUGGGAUCGCCGAUGGACGCAUCCUUCGCGGCGGGCCGGGCGCCCAUUAUAGAGGUUCCGCCCGUGGGAUGCGCGCACCUCCCACCCCCGCCGCCGGAACCCGAGCAGGGGGCGGGGGGAGGGGACGAUGGUGGGACGAACGGCGACGGUUUCGUCGAAGGGAGCGUCAGUGGCGGGUGGAGGGCGGAGGUUCACGCGGUUGGGAGCAGCAGGCCGUGGGGGAUCGGUCAGCGGUGGGGACGGGACGGCGGGAGGCGUGGGAAGCGGCGGCGGCGGGGUGUGGGGGGAGGCGCGAGGAGGGAGCGAUCGGCGUCGGACUCGGAGCCGGACUUUCCGUUCUGGGCGUUGCCGGACGAUCACCUCCCGGUCGAGUUUGCGCUGAAGAAGAGCCUCGACGGAGUCGGUGGGUGA